This is a messenger RNA of Closterium sp. Naga37s-1, 1383 nucleotides long. The record is from the annotation of a GenBank genome assembly. NCBI's taxonomy places the organism in Eukaryota, Viridiplantae, Streptophyta, Zygnematophyceae, Desmidiales, Closteriaceae.
AUGGCCGCGUCCGCAUCCACUGAAGCCCUUCCGCCAGAUGCGCACCUCGUGGAGGCCGCUGAAUGCGGGGACGAAUCGUUGUUGCGCAGAGGGAAAUGGACAUGUGGCUUGAAUGGUAGCUGCUUUCCAGUGUGUGUCGCUCGGCGCCCUCGCAACUUUCCGUUCAGUCCGCCUCUUGAUACCUCGCUCGUUGCGCAACCGCCAGAGGAGGGGUUUGGACAGGGAGACGAAGGAAGCUGGAGUGGAGAGGGAAAGGCAGAUGAGGCGGGAAAGUGUGGACUGAUAGAUGUGCCAGACGACAAGGUCGUUGAGAGCACACACGCCACAGAAGAUGUGAGCAGACUGAUGGAUGCUACAGAGACGCCAAGCGCAGCAUCAUGCGAUUUGAGCAGUGCAAAGGUGACACAGGAGCAAAGGUCGGAAGGCGUGCAGCAGGCGACUCAGGAGCCGUUGAGCAGGCCUGUUAUCCCAAAGAGUAUCACGAACCCCAGUAGCGCGGCCCACUUCGCCCUGGGUGCACCUCUCUCGUGGGCUGUGCUGCCCGACUCCGUCUCCAGCUUCCUCUACAGCCCCACCCCUCUGCAGCACAGCGGAAGCGACGCAGCAAUCCUACUCGCAUCUGACCCAACUUCUCAUGCUGUUGCACCGCUCCCUGCUGCUGUGAGCCCUUAUGGAUUGAGUCUUCCAGCCAUCCAGGAUACAGCGGAAGGGGAGGUGGCAGCGGCACAAGCGAGGCAGGAUGCUGAGGUCAGAGGUAGCAGGCGCCCCGCUGCUAUCUCACACCAGUUGUUGAAGCACCCAGAGGAGGUGGAGGAGGGCGAGUGCGAUGGCAGUGGGCUGUGGAGCACAAGGUCUGAACGCCUCUACCCGCCCGCAUGGGCAAGGUCACCGUUGAGGACGGGUGGAACGAGGCAUGAGGAGCACGGGGAAGUGGCGCGGGCGAAAGCAAGAAGAGCACGAGGUGAGGGUGGUUCGCAGGCCGAGACGGGGAUGCUGAAGAUGCACACAGUGAAUGUGGCGAUCCUUGCACGGGAAGCCAACGCCAGACAGGAGAGGCUCGCAGAGGCGCUCAGAGGGGGUGGAGUGAGGCAGUCAAAGCCCUCUGGAGCAGGUGCUGCGGAGAAGGCAGAGGAAGGGACGUGCAAGAUGGAAGCUGCAGGGGGCAGGCAGAAGCACAGGCAUAGAAGGGGAGGGUCGGUGGAUCUGGAUGCGCGGACUCCUCUGAAGGAGCGAACGCCGCGAAACCAGACGAUCCAAGGCGGGAAAUGCAACUUCGUGGAAGAUGAGUUUAUGGGGAUAGUGGAGGAGUUCUUGAAUAGGCCCAAGGCUAAAACCGUGCAUCCAAAAGCACGCCCUCCGACACCUCAAUUUUCAUGUUCAUAA